Molecule: messenger RNA, 1290 nt
Organism: Ictalurus furcatus (blue catfish)
Lineage: Eukaryota; Metazoa; Chordata; Actinopteri; Siluriformes; Ictaluridae
Gene: cfap96
Product: chromosome 8 C4orf47 homolog
Exons: 8
Coding region: 184-1125 (313 amino acids)
Cellular component (GO): centrosome
Source: RefSeq, a predicted model, not a curated record
GUUAGCGGUUAGUUUACACUCGGUACCAAGGAGACAACCGUACACAAAUACCUCAACAACCACGAAAACACACAAGCAACAAUUUAAUCCAGACUACCAACCAGUUAUGUAACGCGGUGAACAAGACUCGUGGAUAUUAAAGCUGUUUCUUACAGGAAGUUCCUGCAGGAGCCUGAUGCAAACAUGCCUGAUGCAAAGUCUGACAUGGAGCGAGUUGGGCUCUUUAAGGAAAUGGGCUACAUCUCCAUAGGGGACAAAUACAGACCCUUUACUUAUCGUCCGUUUAAUGAAGCUGCACAUAAAAACAAGCAGAUGUUGGUGAGUGGGCCAAAGAAGAAAUCAGCACUCCAGGCUGGCUACUUUGACACUCAGUUCAAGCGGAUCUUUGAGAACGAGGCAAUGACGGACCGUAUCAAAAUCCAAAGGCAGUACCAGAUUCAGCAGGCGAAGAAGAACUUAGCAAAGGCAUUUUUGCCCAGCAGUGGGGAAAAGAAAUCCUCAGGUAUUGGCAGUUACUAUGGAACACUCGGGGGUCCAGUUAAGGCUAUGAGUCCCUUGGAGAUUCCCAAGAAGACAUACAAAUCCCCUGGCAAGAACAUAUACACCAGUCCACCCAAGAAAGGGAGUGGAUAUAGCUUUCCAGAUGUCACACUAUCCAAAUUGGAAUUGUAUUCUUCUGAACCCUAUGACCGAGUGAGAGAGCUGCUAAAGCGUGAGGUGGCAUCUCACAAAACUCAGAUGAAAGGGGGGCCAUUUCGUUUGAACCUUCAUCCAAAGGAAUGUUUCGAUAGCAAUCCUUACAAGCUUAAUAAACCUCUGGCACUUUCAAACAUGGCAGAAGAAAAAAAGACGCACUUUGCUGUGCCUUUCAAACCAACGUCUCCUAGCAAAAUGAUUGGAGGAAUGAAAGCAGGAACAUUCGAUCCAUAUCCGUCCCAUUCCACAGACCCUUACGUCAUUAAGAAGCCGAAGUCAGAUUCAGUGAGCGCAAAUAAAGGGGUGAAAAUCUUCCACCCAUCGGCCGGCCCGAAGAGCACUCCAGUGAAGAGCAUUAUCUCUCUCAAUGUGAACAGGUUUGUGAAUGCCACCAACUACAAUCAAGUCCCCUCUGUGUUAGCAUAUUAAGUGGCGAUGUCUGGCCUGAACCAUUUGAUGAUGCAAUUGGAAAUCUGAAGAUGAAUUCUAUCUUCCAGCAACGUACUGAUGCAAGUAUAAUUUCAUUAAUGCCAGACGAGAAUGUUAUUGUGGUUGGAGGUGCACAAAAGUAAACCAUACCUGUCAUACAUUUCU